Salvia splendens (bonfire salvia) is the source of this 1791-nucleotide messenger RNA. Its product is annotated as laccase-3. Gene Ontology annotation, molecular function: hydroquinone:oxygen oxidoreductase activity; copper ion binding. The record is from RefSeq and is a predicted model, not a curated record. Lineage: Eukaryota; Viridiplantae; Streptophyta; Magnoliopsida; Lamiales; Lamiaceae. Gene Ontology annotation, biological process: lignin catabolic process. The transcript has 6 exons. The coding region runs from base 22 to 1713 and encodes 563 amino acids. Gene Ontology annotation, cellular component: apoplast.
UCUUUCAAUCUUAAUUCCACCAUGCAAGGCAACAUUCAUUUUCUUGCCAAUAUUUUUGCUAUAAUCCUCUCACUCUCUCUAGCGAAUGCCGAGACUCACUACCAUCAAUUUGUGGUCCAGGCAACUCCAGUGAAGAGGCUGUGCAGAACUCACGACAUAAUCACCGUAAACGGCCAAUUCCCGGGGCCAACUUUGGAGGUCAGAGAUGGCGACGCCCUAGUCGUCAAAGUCAUCAACAGUGCUCGAUACAACGUUACCAUCCACUGGCAUGGCAUUCGCCAAAUGAGAACACCUUGGGCCGAUGGGCCUGAGUACGUGACUCAGUGCCCAAUUCAGCCCGGGGCGAGCUACACCUACCGAUUCACCAUUGAGAAUCAGGAAGGAACCUUGUGGUGGCAUGCUCAUAGCAGAUGGCUUAGAGCUACAGUAUAUGGGGCCCUCAUUAUUCACCCCAAACUCAAUGUUCCAUACCCUUUCCAAAAGCCUAUGACAGAGAUUCCUAUACUUCUUGGGGAAUGGUGGGAUAGAGACAUCAUCAGUGUGCAACGACAGGCGAUUUUCACUGGCGCGGCUCCUAAUGUCUCCGAUGCAUACACCAUCAACGGGCAGCCAGGAGACCUCUACAGAUGCUCAAGAAAAGAAACUGCAAAAUUCUAUGUCAAAUCCGGGGAGAUAGUUCUCUUGAGAAUCAUCAAUGCUGCACUCAAUCAAGAACUAUUUUUCACCGUUGCCAACCAUAUGCUAACCGUGGUUGGGAACGACGCCGCCUACAACAGGCCCUUCGCCACUAGAGUGGUCAUGAUUGGCCCCGGGCAGACCACCAACGUCCUACUCACUGCGGACCAGCCAGCCGGCCGUUACUACAUGGCUGCACGUGCAUACACCACCGCUCAAAACGCAGCAUUUGACAACACAACCACCACUGCAAUCUUGGAGUAUUACUCAUCUCCUUCCCCUUCCACAAGGCCUCUGAUGCCCACGCUUCCGCGAUUCAACGACACAAACUCAGCAACCGCGUAUACCAGCCAGCUCAGAAGCCUGCCAACCAACAACAACAGAGUCCCAACUCAAAUUCAUGAAAACCUCUUCUUCACCGUGGGAUUAGGCCUCGUCAACUGCACCCCCGGCCCACGCUGCCAGGGGCCAAACAACACGCGCUUCGCUGCAAGCAUGAACAACGUCUCAUUCGUGCUUCCACGAACCACCUCGCUCUUACAAGCAUACUACCAGAAUAUACCAGGCGUUUUCACCACGGAUUUCCCACCGGUGCCUCCUAUUGCGUUCGACUACACAGGCAACGUGAGCAGGGGGCUGUGGCAGCCGCGCCGCGGGACUAAGCUGUACAAGCUCAAGUACGGCUCAAAUGUGCAAGUAGUGUUGCAAGACACUGCCAUUGUCUCAACAGAGGACCAUCCCCUGCAUCUCCAUGGCUACCAUUUCUACGUCGUAGGGCAGGGUUUCGGCAACUUCAACCCGAGAAGAGACACUGCGAGAUUUAACCUCGUCGAUCCACCUCUUCGCAACACCAUCAAUGUGCCGGUUGGAGGCUGGACCGUGAUUCGUUUUGUUGCGGAUAAUCCUGGGGUUUGGCUGAUGCACUGUCACAUAGACUCACAUCUCAGAUGGGGAUUGGCCAUGUCGUUCUUGGUCGAAAAUGGACCGGGGAAGAUGCAGUCUGUCCAACCUCCUCCACCUGAUCUGCCUCCUUGUUAAGGAAAAAUAUGUGAUUCAUGUAAUGUGUGUUGAUUGUAGAAUUUGCUUGGAGCUUUAAGUUUCUUGUACUUACAUUCA